CCGUCCCCGUCUCCGCUGUCGGCGCCUCGCCGGGCUAGGGUUCUCGCCACGCAGCCGCUGCCGCCGCCACUCGCGUCGCGGGUUCAAGAUGCCUCGCUAUGAUGACCGUUACGAUCGCUACGAUGACCGUUAUGAUCGUUAUGACGACCGUUUUGAUCGCUAUAAUGACCGUUAUGAUCGGUAUGACCGAUAUGGUGGCAACACCAAGUUGUACGUGGGCCAUCUUUCUACGCACACCCGGACCAAGGAUGUUGAGUACCUUUUCGGCAGAUAUGGGAGAAUACGAUGUGUGGAGCUGAAGUAUGAUUAUGGCUUUGUUGAGUUUAGCGAUCCCCGGGAUGCAGAUGAUGCAAGGUAUGAGCUUGAUGGCCAAGAGGUUGAUGGGAGCCGCAUCAUUGUUGAGUUUGCAAGAGGGAUCCCGCGUGGCCCAGGAGGUUCCCGCGAGUACUUGGGCAGAGGACCCCCUCCUGGUUCUGGCCGCUGCUUUAACUGUGGGAUUGAUGGGCACUGGGCUCGUGAUUGCAAUGCUGGCGACUGGAAAAAUAAGUGCUAUCACUGUGGAGAAAAGGGCCAUAUAGAAAAAAACUGCCAGAACAGUCCUAAGAAUAUCAAGCGGGGAAGAAGCUACUCACGCUCCCCACCACCUCAUCGCGAAAGGAGCCUAAGCAGGAGUUACAGCCGAUCGCCUUAUCCAAGGAGGGAUGAUCGAGCUGUUGGCCAUGAGGAAAGGCGACCAAGAAGCUCUAGUUACAGCCCUAGGAGGAGUGCUUCACCUUCCGGUUUGAACCGCAGCCCAGCACCAAAUGGCAAGAGCCACCACCAAGGGAGCAAGCUGAAGUCAAUGGUUCACAUAACGGUGUGAGAGGCAACAGCCUGAGUCCCGCCCGUGAUAGCCGCCCAGCCACCAACAGAAUGAGCCCUAGCCCCUGGGAGUGAUGGCGAACGCUGCGCACCACCCUCAACUUGAACUAAUCUUGUUGCAUCGUCUCUUGGGCCGAACUCUUAUGUUGGUAGACUAUGUUAGUAUGUUUGUCGAACGUCGGUUCGCGUUAUGCCUCCUCGUCUAAACCUGUCCGGGUCAUGAAUUUUUCAUGAUUGACAAAUGUUGACGUGUGUUAUGCCGCCUUGUCUGAACCUGAAAGUCUUUUUGCGGUUGCGACAAUGUUAUCUAGACUUGGAUAGCAUGAUCA
Messenger RNA from Triticum dicoccoides, 1190 nucleotides. Its product is annotated as serine/arginine-rich splicing factor RS2Z33-like. NCBI's taxonomy places the organism in Eukaryota, Viridiplantae, Streptophyta, Magnoliopsida, Poales, Poaceae. The record is from RefSeq and is a predicted model, not a curated record. The coding region runs from base 89 to 862 and encodes 257 amino acids. The transcript is spliced from 7 exons. Gene Ontology annotation, molecular function: zinc ion binding; RNA binding.